ACGCCAGAAUGUUUAAAUAAUUCAAUUUGCUACUUUAAAAUAUGUUUUUUAGUUUUAGUUUUAAACUGCAUAAUAUAUUUUUUUCGUAAAUAUAAUUGGCCUAUUCUUAAUUUUGUCAUGGACAAAAAUAAAAACAAUUCUGAGGAACUCUUUUGUAUGCGGAACAAACAAAAUCACAGUUAUUGUUUAUCUUUUUUGCGUCUGUUUUGCUCCUUUCACAGGGCUCAAUAUUCAGAAAAAAAUCAGCUAUGGACUGCUGGUAAAUUGUAGCUGAUUGCUGGACUGCGACAGAAUGGAUGACAUCAUCAAGCAGGAUGAUUACCGGGAACUUCAGACUCAACUUGCCUUACACAAGGAUGGCUCCACACAGUGGAAUAACCUAGAGUCAUUGAUGUUUUCUUGUUGUGGUCAUGGAGCAGCAAAUUGUGUGGCAAUCUUGUUGGAACUGGGAGUUGAUAAAGACUGUAUGGAUGAGCAGAGGAUGACUCCACUGAUGCAUGCAGUCAAGAGUGGGUCAGUGGAAGUUGCAAAGCUGCUUAUCACCUGGGGCUGUCAGAUCAACGCUCUUGGUGGGGUCGAAGGUCAUUCAGCAUUGCACCUAGCAGCAGUGAAUGGAUAUCUAGAGCUUUGUGAGAUGUUGGUCCAGGCUGGAGCAAAUGUCAAUGUGAAAAAUGAGAAGGAAGAUACCCCGUUGAUUGUUGCCUCAGUCUUUGGCCAUCUGCCGGUUGUGAAGCAUCUCUUAAACUGCCAUGCCUCUAUCAACUGCAGGGGUUAUCAUGAGUGUUCUGCCCUUCAUGAGGCCACAGAGCAUGGUCAUUAUGAGCUCUGCUCUUAUCUGAUUGCCGCCAAAGCUGGCUUGGAGGAUGAAGACACAUUUGGAAACACGCCUUUGAUCUGUGCUGCGGAGAAAGGACACGUGAAUCUUGUGUUGCUAUACCUGGCUCAAGGGGCAGACGUGAACCGAGUGAGCCACAGUGGAACGACAGCUCUGCAUUAUGCUGCGAAAGAAGGCUGGACGUCAUGUUGCAAGGUUCUGCUACACCAUGGUGCAGAAAUUGAUGCUCAAGACAUCCGCCGUUUUACUCCUUUGAUGAUGGCAGCGCUGGAAGGACAUGAGAACGUAUUGAAGCUGAUGCUGGAUGCCAAAUGCAAUGUCAACAUGGCUGCCUACAACCGACGCACAGCCCUGCACUAUGCGGCUGAACGAGGCUAUAGCUCUUGCUGUCGGCUUCUCAUUCACUCAGGUGCAUGGGUGGAGGGUCUGGAUGCUGACCUUUGCUCCCCUGUGAUGUUGGCAGCUUGGAAAGGCAAUGUUGAGACAACUCGUCUCCUCCUGGACUAUGGCUCAACAUUGAACCGAUGGUCCCGACUAGGCCUGUCCAUCCUGCAUCUUGCUGCAGAGAGCGGGAGCACUGAAUGUUGUGAAUUGUUGCUUGAGCAAGGCAUGGACAUCAACAUACGUGGCUGUGAGAACAUCAUGCCCGUGAUCAGUGCCAUCAGGUGCCACCGCAUGUCCGCCAUCAGAUUCUUUAUCUCUAAAGGUUGCGCUAUGGGCAAAAAAACAGAAGAUACUCAUACUGUUCUGAAUGAGGCAAUCUUCAGGGAUAUUGAUUUUGAUGUCAUAGAGAAAAUGUUAGCUCGUGGGGCAAGUCCGAACACUGUUGAUGCAAACUCUACUCUACCUUUGUGGCAUGCUGUUGACAGCUGUAAUUUUCCAGUGAUAAAGCUGCUUUUGCAGUGUAAUAGCGAGUACUCAGUGAAGACUCAGUCUGUUCUGGUUCCAUGCAGCCCAUGCUCUCCCAUCAGUCAUGCGAUACACAGAGAAAACCCAACACUCAUCCAGUGGCUUGUUGCAGCGUACAGUGAAGAUGUUGCUCGUUUACUUCGUGGUACUGAGUGCCAGUACUCAUCUCCUUCUGGAAGCUCCCAUCUCCUCAGCCUGGUAAGGGACCUCGUGAAACAGCCGCAGAGCCUAUUGCGGCAGUGUCGGAGGGCGAUUCGGAAGCAACUGGGCUGUGGUUAUGUGGUCAAUCAGAAAGUCUGCAAACUGAAGCUUCCAACUCUCCUUCACAACUACAUGUUGUUCAGUGACCUGGACCCACCAUCCGAUUUAGAUGUGUCAUGACUUUUUAACCAAUUUCCUAAUAGUCUUGUUGCCUUUAAAUGCAUACUUGUAUUUUCAUUGGCUAUUCUGAAAGUGUCAAUCAAAUAACAUAAGACGUUUGAGUCACUGUUGAUCUUUAAAAGCAGCUUCAUGAAUAACUGAGCUACUGAGUUUACUUGGGUUACCUUGGAUGCUCAUAAUAUAUCCUUAUAAACCUUUUAGCUUUGGUUGGACUGCUUAUUUGAAUGGAGUCUGACUUGCCCAGACAAUAUCACAAACUUACAUGCACACAGACACACACACAUGUCAUGAGAAUGAGUCUUGUUCUAGCUGGUUGAGCAAACGUGAGCCAGAGAAGUAAUCUAAAUCUGUCAAUCUUUGCCACACGGUGCACUCUAUUUUCAAAGUCGAAACUUAAAUCUUUGAGUUUAAAGAAAUUGACCUAUAUCUGUAGGGUGAAUGAGCCUGCCCAAACAAAUCGUGUUGUCUAAAAAAAUACAAGACAGAGUUAUGAACAACUUGGAUGCAGAAUGCAUUUGAAAGGAGACACUUGAAAUAUUUGUGUUCUCAUUCGUUUGAUCAUAGUUUUUAAAUAUGUAAAAAGAAUUGUAACAGCUAACACUUGCUUUUUACAAGUAAUUGUUGCUUUCAGUACCAGCAUCAUUUUUGCUGGUGGUUAGAGGGCACCACUGGUAGGUCCUACUUUUUUUUACUUUCCCUCUGUUUUUUCUGUCUGUCUUACUUUUUUUCCAGCACUAAAUGACCAUUAUUGUGUCAAUGUGCUUCCCAUUACUUAAACAAAAAAGUGAUGCUUUUUUUGUGGCUGUUUUGAUCUGUUAUCUUGUGUUCCAAGUCAAUGACUGUUGUUGAUUCUGCAAUCAUCCUUCAAAUUGCACUUAAGUAUAUCCUCCUGAGUGAUAUAUAUAUAAUGAUGAUCUAUUCCUUUAAUGUGUGUCUAGAGUUGUCCUUUAGAUAACAAUGACAUAAUAAGCUGCCAAUUCAACUGCUCAGGUCCCUAGUCAGGGCUGUAGUAGAAAAUGUGGUUCUUAAGAAUCUCAGAUCUGAAUAUAAUACAUUCAUAUCCAUGUGUUUGAAAAGUUCAUUUGCAAAAACAAAAUGUAGGUAUAAUGAUUAUUCUUGUUUUGGAGUAAAUGUGAAGAUCAAUGUUAAAAGAAAAGUGAUAAAUGACUAUGAUACAGUUCAUUCAUAUAACAUUAACAAACAUCCCUUUGUUAUUGCUUGUGCUUUGCAAUAUCCCAGCAUCCCUUUGUUAAAAUAUUGCUGGUGCCUUGCAAUACUCACAUAUUAGAAUUUUUGACUAGCAAAGUUUCUUUUUUUGCAUAGAGUGAUAUAUUAUUUUUUUUGAAAACAAAAUUUACUUCCCACCAGUAGGCUUAUCUAAGUUUAUUGUAUGAGGCCCAAGUGACUAAAUAGUUUAUCCAUUAUAUUGUUCUGUACAUGUGUGCUUAAUCUGGAUUUGGGAUUAAAGAUAUUUCAAAGACUAUUAUCUCCAUCUUGGACUUAAAAAUGUCUCUUGUUGAUUCAAAACUUUUUUUUUUCCGUUUUCCACACCCAGUUGAAUAUAUUAGUUUUUCUUUUGCCAAGAGUUGGCUUUUCUGCUUUAUUUUUGCUCUCUGCUGCAUGUCAGAUUCUGAUUCUUAAUCUUAAUAGAUCUAGUCCUGUUUGGCCACAGCUAAAGGUACGAAAUUCUGAGAGAUGUCUAUUAUGACUGACUAUUUGUUGCAGAAAUUUUGUUUUCCUUUUUCAAUUUUCUUCUUUUUUUAUGUGGUCGAAUUCAAGAGGCAAAAUACGCAUGGUCAUGUUCUGUGCCUGUUUUGAGCUCAGUAGUAGAGGAGUUGAGUCUCUUUUACCAUUUUACCCAUGCUCUUUAUUUUGGUUCCCUCUUCCUGUUUUCUUCUUUAUAAAAUGGCUCUUGCUGGACUGCAGUAUGAGUGAAUGACCUUGGUUCGAUCUUGUGUUUUGUGUUUUCUCUUACUUUUUUAGUUUUCACAGCUCUCUGCCUUAGUUGGGCUACUUGUGUUAUAAUAAAUAUGUGCUCACAAGGCCUUUUCUAUUUCAUUUAUUUUGUCCCUCUUAUCAUAAAAUUUUUGUUCCUCUGCUUACAUUACCUAAGUUUCGUUCCUUCUUUUUGAGUACAACUCUAAAAUGAAAAAAUUUGAAAAAAAUUCAGAAGCGAAUUUGGUAUCAUUAAAAAAAAA
Messenger RNA from Aplysia californica (California sea hare), 4323 nucleotides. RefSeq names its product ankyrin repeat domain-containing protein 17. Gene Ontology annotation, cellular component: nucleus; cytoplasm. Gene Ontology annotation, molecular function: protein binding. The transcript is spliced from 7 exons. The record is from RefSeq and is a predicted model, not a curated record. NCBI's taxonomy places the organism in Eukaryota, Metazoa, Mollusca, Gastropoda, Aplysiida, Aplysiidae. Bases 293 to 2125 code for a protein of 610 amino acids.